AUCAGUUUCCAUAGCAACUUUGAUUAGUAUACAAACAAUAUGUCUCUGCACUGCUGCUUUGAAAAAGAAUAACAAAUAUUUUUAUAGUUUUCUACCUCAUUGAGUUAUUAUUAUUCCAGUAUGACAAGUUGUAGUUCCAUUUCUGUAAAUAAAUCUCCUGAUCAAAGAAGUAAAAGUUGUGAAACUGUGUGCUCUUCUAAUUCUGGAUGUUUCUUGCAAAAAAGAAAACCUAUUCAUCCUUUAGCAGCCAGUGUAAGAGGAACAUUAUCCCAUGCAAGCAGCAAGAGUAGCAACGUGAGACAAAGAGUUUUAUCUGCAAAAUUGUUGAAGCUGAGAAGUUUACAGAGCCAACUGAAUGAUGCCAACUACCAUUUGAAUGAGAUUCAACGCGAAAACCUAGCCCUCAAAACUUUGAACCAAAGACAAGACAAAGCUCUAGCCAGAUAUGAGGGGACGAAUGCUGAUCUUCCACGGUUGUUGCGGUCUCAUAGUGAGGAAAUUAGAAUUUUAACGGAAAAGAAUAAAUCUCUUCGUAAAGCCGUGAAAGACUUGACGGAUUUGGUUAAAACGAGAGAUGACGAACUGCUGUUAGUGAAGAAGCAACUGGAACACUUGGAAAAAUUGAAUAAAAAUAAACAUUUAGGCGAAAGACAGAAAUUAAGCGAUCAGGUGGAAGAAUUGAAGCAGAAACUAGAAUCUGCAGAUGGUCAAAUUAGCACGUUGAAUCGAAAAUUACUAUUAGAGGGAAAAUCGUCAAAACAAAAACAAUUAGUGGAAAACGUGAAACAUAAGGAAUGUCAAAAAAAUUUAAUGCAAGCUCUAGCUGAAAUCGAAAGAUUAACGGGAUUGGUGGACGUGAACAGUGUGAAUGCGAACAAGAAAGAAGACACCAAACUACCCCUACGUAAAAAAAUGCCCGAAAGGGAAAGCAAAUCAUCGAUUCCUUCAGAAGACAAGCUGAGCGACAGACGCAGUGAAGAAUCGCUGACGAAGGAAUUGCCGAAUGGUAUUAGUGAAGAUUUUAAGAUUCUGCCGAGGUCGGAAGAAACGUGCUUACUCGAUGCAAAUGGCGACUUGAUUUCGCCAAUUGAAACUAUAAAGAACAGAUUGUCUUCCGAGAAAAGGGCCAUCUUAGACUCGGAAAAAAAUGACCUCGAGAAAUCGAAAUGUAGUAUUAGGCCUAGCUCGUCGCAAAAAUUAGCAAGUCUGAGCAAUAAUAUAGACUCAAUAAUACAAAGAUCCAAAGAGAACGGUUUAUCCCAAUUCGAUAGAACACUCGGAGAUUACUGUAGUCAAGUCAUGAACACAGUUAAGAGCUGCAGUAAAGUGGUUGAAGAUCAUCAAGAGAGUCUGGAUCAAUCGAGAAACGACACAGAAACUAUAAGGGAUGCUGUGGACGAAAUAAAAGCAUUGGAUGAUCAACUAAAAAGGAACAGCAUAUUUUCGAUAGACGCAACGGAAUUGAAAAAGAUACUGAAAGCCGACAAAGAAGAGAAGAAGAAUUUGAGAGAAUCGAUCAGAAAUACAGAAGUCAAAUUCAGAGAAGACCCGAAAGCGAAACUUUUAGCUACUCUACGUGCCAUCGAUAAUGGAGAUUACAUAGAUAACUUUGAAAAUGAUGACAUUACCACCUCAACAGACGAAAUUUAUGAGAAUUUUCCGAAUUAGAUUUUGUUGAUAAUGAUAUAUACUCAUCAAGGUUAUUUUUUCUAUUUAUUUUAUUAUAGAUUUACAUUAUCA
Molecule: messenger RNA, 1740 nt
Organism: Harmonia axyridis
Lineage: Eukaryota; Metazoa; Arthropoda; Insecta; Coleoptera; Coccinellidae
Product: kinectin
Exons: 6
Coding region: 121-1668 (515 amino acids)
Biological process (GO): intraciliary transport
Cellular component (GO): axoneme
Source: RefSeq, a predicted model, not a curated record